GUCACGUUUAUAGUCAUCAGCCGACCGUUCGUACGGACGUUAUAUACGCGCGCUCGUCCUCGUCGUCGUCGUCGUCGUCUUAAUAAUAGUAAUAACAGUAUAAAUAAUAUCAUUUUCUCUCACUCUGCACUAGUGUACUUGCGUUCGCGUGUCUUAUUUUCGUAUACGGUAUUUUCUAUCAUCGUCGUCGUUAUAAUUAUUUUUUACCAUCUUAAAUCACGAACCGUGUGUCCGGUCGUCUCUCUUGCUUCGCGACGGGUUGUUUUUAAAUUUUUUUUUUCGGCCUAGUGUUACGCGCGCUUUGACUCGUCUUCGUUUACCAACAAAGAGUUUCGAUAAUACCAUAUUAUAAUUUAAUAUUACCGUACAGUGUGCGCUAAGGGUGGUUUCGCGUUGUCUGCGGGUGCGCGCGAGUGUGUGUCGCGCGCGUGAGAUGCGUCGUCGUCAUCCGUCGUCGUUUGUCGUCGUUAUUCGCACCGGUGUGACGCGAUCCGUGUGAGAUGUUGAUGAUGAUGGACUGCAGCAACAGGAAGCCGCCAGUGGACCUGUCGGCCGGCGUGGUCGUAGCGGCUGUGUCGUCGCCGGAGCUGCCCGUUGUUGGCACGUGGCACCCCCACGUGUACGGCAACCCCCCCAAGACGCCAACCGCCCACAAUGUAGCCGAUAUACUCGGAUGGACCAAAGGAGGCCCCGAUGAACAGCCACUGAACCUGUCGACGGCCAAGCGGCCAAACGGCACUGUGUUGGACCUGACCAAGAUGAAACGCAAAGUGGACGUAAUACCCACGGCUGCAGUGAUGUUGAACAACAAUAACAACCAUAACAACAACAAUAAUGGCAGUCAUCUCCUACAACAGCAUCACCAUCAACCACACCAUAAUCAUUAUCAUCACCUUCAGUCGUUGUCGACAACCACGCAUAAUAAUGUCAUGACUGCGGCGGCGGCAGUGGCUACCACUAUAACAGCGGCGGUAGCGACAACAGCCACAGUCACGGCAACGGUCGCUCCGCCGCCGGUGCGGAAGAAGUCACGGAAGGAUGUGCCGCCGUCGUCGUCGCCGGGUCUGCUUGUGAGCUCGUCUUCCGGUUCACCGGCCGGGCAGCAGGCCGGAGAGAGCGAUGGUGGACACUCAUCAGACGGUUGUGGCGAUCGGAAGCGGAAGAAGGCUCGGACCACAUUCACCGGCCGACAGAUUUUCGAGCUGGAGAGGCAGUUCGAGCUGAAAAAGUACCUUUCAUCAUCCGAGCGAUCCGAAAUGGCAAAAAUGUUGGGCGUCACCGAGACACAGGUGAAGAUUUGGUUCCAAAACAGACGGACAAAGUGGAAAAAACACGACACCGUGACGACGACGGAAUCGGCGGACCCGACGACAGCAGCUGCCGCGGCGGUGUCGGCGGCACUCGGUGGCGGGCUGGCCAAGUGUUCGCCGAAGGCCGCGGCCGGCGCCAAGUUUCUCAGCGAGGGCGAUGACCACUCGUCGCUGGAAGACUCGGAAAGCUGCUACAGCAGCGUGGACGCGGCCGAGUCCAAGGUGGUCACGGCCCGGACGCCGGAGUCGCUGCCGCCCACGUCGCCGACGACGGACAACGAGACGGCGGCCACGGCCACUACGACCACCGCCAUGGCCAGGGCGCCCAGUUAGAGCGAAAACCUCAGUAGUUUUUAUUAAAAUAUUAUUAAAAAAUAAUAAUCAUUAACGAUCAAAUGCAUAAACGAACGGAUGAUCGCCGCUGUUGUAUGUUUUAAUAUUAUUGUGUUUGUUUGUUUGUUUGUUUUUUUUUUUUAGCCUCGG
This is a messenger RNA of Diuraphis noxia (Russian wheat aphid), 1793 nucleotides long. RefSeq lists its product as uncharacterized. Lineage: Eukaryota; Metazoa; Arthropoda; Insecta; Hemiptera; Aphididae. The record is from RefSeq and is a predicted model, not a curated record. Gene Ontology annotation, biological process: cell differentiation; regulation of transcription by RNA polymerase II. Gene Ontology annotation, molecular function: DNA-binding transcription factor activity, RNA polymerase II-specific; RNA polymerase II cis-regulatory region sequence-specific DNA binding. Gene Ontology annotation, cellular component: nucleus.